CACAGGUAUAAUAACUAAUUUGUGGUUCUCGAUUUGAGCAAUGACAAAGUUCUCGAAAUUUAGUUUCAUGUUUGUCAAUUUUUACUAAUCGCAAUCAGCCAUUUUCGAUUUGCAAUAUCGGCUUUCGAGCACGGCCAGCGGUUUCCACGGCAAUUACCAAUGUAUAGCAAUCGUAGAGCCGUUUAUUAGGCUCGGAUUUCGUAAAAAGACGAACAAUCAUCUGAAAUGCUUAUGAAAAAAAUGUAAUAGAUCGAAAUUCGGGAACAUAAAUUUCGUGCAGAGAAGGCGAGCAAGAUGGUUUCUACAAGACAAAUGACAAUAGGAAACAAUGGUAAUGAAUCAACUCAAAUGCCCACUGAACAUGGACCAGCUAGAUUUACAAGGAACAGCACCAUUCAGACUAUUGGCACAGUGCAAUUAUCUAGACCAGUGCAAUCAACAUACCUUUUAGACCUGCCUGAAGAAAUCAUUGAAAAGAUUCUUAGUUAUUUACCUUACAAAAAUAUCUGCCAGUUGAGACUCGUAUGCCGUACUAUUGACAGAAUAUGUGGCCACAUCUUGAACUCGACUUUCUCGCGACUGCAGACGCAGAUGCUGCAACGCUUCCAGGACAUCAAGAGCAAGAUGCCGCGUCGCGAGAGCGCCAGGCGAAGUCAUCAUCUUGCUUGCGAGAGCGACAUUGUGGAAACGCUGCAUAUGCGGCUCACACUGUUGCAAAUGUCCUUUGGCAAGCACAUCGAACGACGGCAUUGCUACUUUUUCCCCGGCGAACUGCUCGAUGAGGUCUACAGGAUAUUACAUUAUAUCCGGGUCACGCCGAAGCUGGACUUGCCGUACAAGGUGACUGAUGAACUUUUCGAUUUGUCGACGAUGGCCAUGGAGUACUUUAAGGACAAGAUCGAGCCCAAUCUUCCCGAAAUUGCUUAUUUCAGUCCAGAGUUAUAUAAUUAUUCAGGUUCGAGCUCGAGCAAGUUCCUGCAUAUGGUCGAAUCGAACAUGGUGUCGGACAUAUCGAAGGAUAGCGCCGUUUCCGAUCACGACGUCAUCGAUCCGGAGGACGACGACCUGGUUGAUCCGAUACCACAGUCGAACAUGGUCCUUCGCAAGCGAAUCCGAAAGAUCAAGCAGGGCAUGAAAAAGUACAACAGCCAACUGAGCGAUCUCCGUCAAUCGCUUAGAUCGUGCAAACGGAAGACAGCGGAACAACAGCGACAGAUCACCGAACAGCAAAAGCAGUUGGCCGAUCAACAGAAGCAGACGCUGGAGUACGCGACCAGGCUGGACGAGUACGACAAGAAGAACGAGGAGAUUUCUCGCAAAUUUAGCACCCUGUUACAGGAGUUAAAUAAGUGCAAGACGGAGCUGCAAUACUGGCGAUGUAAAUCGCCCGCCGCCUCGUUUUGCACUUCGUGCGGUAACGCAAUCAAUCCCCAACCGGAGGAGCUACAAGCACUUUUGAAUCAGGGUAUUAACCCGGACGGGCUUGGCAUCGAAACGGCAGAUUUGAGCUCCGCUCCGAGUGUAAACGGAACUUGUCCACCAGGAUCGUCGGAGGAGCGGGUGGCGGCGUCGGCCGUCUCCGACACCCAAGCAGAGGCGGGCGCCGCCGCCACCACGAUUUCUCAGGCUGUGAGCGUCACACCUCUCACCGGUGCAGUUGACGCCGACCACAUAACGGCGUCCAGUACGCCGACCGCCUCAGCGGUAACUAAAAGUAAGGACUGCAAAGAAAUGGAUCUCUUACCCUCGGUAUCGCCAAUCUGCAUCAGAAAUAACAAAAGGAAAACGUCUAGCGACGAACAGAACACGGCUAGAGAGGAGGUGCAAUCAAAGAAAAAACGACGGCCCUCCAAGAUACGUAAAGUGAAGUCAAAGGUUUAGUUUUGUAAAUGGGUUGCUGUUACUGGCGUUGGAAAAACCAAAGGCGAAGCUACAAAAAUAUAUUGAAUUUUUUAUACAUAUACCUACCGACUUUUUAAUCACGUAUAUGGGCAUGUAUUUUGGGAUAUGCUUCAUAUAUUGUCAUAGUAAGUAGUACAGACUAAAAAAACUAGUGAGCUUGUUUCAACCAAUUUAUAUGGGCCUUAUGAGAUUCAGAAGCUUUAUUAGUUUUUUGUUGGUGGAUGUGUCGAAUUGUUGACGCACACUUACGUACGGAGGAGCUUGCCUAUUGAAUUUUAUUUACAUGUGAUAAUUUAAUAAAAGCAACAACGUUACUAUAUACUAUAAAAACUAUUAAUUGCAAAUAUAAUUUUAAUACUUUAAAAACCACUCCGCACCAUUAAUUACAAAUUAAGCGACAUAUCUCUGUAAAUAUGUGUAUAUAUUUCAAUGAAUUAUCAAAUGUCAGAAUCAAAACUAAUAGUUAACGAUUCUGUAAUAUAUUUAGUGCAACAUAUAUUUAAUUUAUUGUUUACAUUAAUUGCUUGAACCCAUAAAUUGAUUUGUAAUUAACUGAAAUGCUAUUCAUUUUUAGAAUUUUUAGAUAUAUUAUGAUAAUGCAUAUGCAUAUGGUAUAUUAGAAUAUAUUUACUAAAACGACAAUUUAUUAAUAUUGUUUUAAUAAUCAUUUGGAAUUAUAGUUUAUAUUAUAAUUAUAAAGAAUAUUGCUGCUAUGUAAAAUUUUUGUUAUACGCGUAGGACCAUAACUUAAGGGAGAAAACCUAAAUAUGAAGCAGGUUUUCAUAUUUUUUCAUAAAAAAAUAUUUCUUUAAAGUUUUAUUUAAAGAACUAAACUUCACCACAUGGUUUUGGAUUACUAUCUGAAAUAAGUAUACAUUUUUUUAAAUUUGUCUUCCUGUUACGCGUAAUUUUGCAAGCUUCGGAAUUUCAUAACGCGAAUAUUUUGAAAUAUGAGAAUCAUCCCUCUUAGAAUAAUAUUCUUUGUAUAUUUUGUCCAAUAAUUUCUAGAUGUAGUUAUAUUAUUGCACAGCAGUUUUAAGUUAACGCCUCCCACUGAGGUUGAGAGUACAAUAAUACUAAUCAGCUUUAAGAAAAAUACUGCAAUCUCUUCUCUGUUGUAUAUUCAUGUAUUAAGUGUCCAUAUUUUUCAAAGAACAUUAAUAGAUUUUUUGAGCAUAGACACCAGGAUAAAACUUAUAAUUUAAAGUGUUCUUGACUUACAAAAUGUUAAAACCAGGAUUUCUAAGUGUGGGAUCAAUAGUUAAUUUGGUGUGAAAUUAAUUCAGAGAGAUUUUAUAUCACUGUUGUUGAAAUCACUGUUAAUACCAUUAAAGGCAUAUAAUGGAAUGUUUCUAACUGAACUAUUGCUCUUGCACUUAGAUUUAGUUACUAUAGUUUAGGACACGAAUUCGUUCUACCCUUUUAUUUCUAAAAUUCACAUUUAAAUUGUAGUUUGUAAAAAUGUUAAAAUCAUCAGUGAUUGAUUGUAUUUAAAAUUUUUAUGAAAAGGUUUUAUUGAAUGACUGACUAAACCUCAAAAUUCUUUGAAUUAUAUAAAAAGCCUUAAUUACUUGCCUUACUAGGAAUAAAAGUAACAAUCAUUUUUACUUGUUUCUAUAUUUGUGUUAAUUUUGGAUUUAAAGAGGGUGGAACUUUAAUAUUUAAUUUAUAUUUAAGUAAUUUGACAAAUUUAGUAUAUAAAAAUUUAUUUUAUAAUUUAAGCGUUAAUUGUUAAUUUGUCAGUACUAUAGAAGAAAUUAAAAAUAUCAGAUGUAAAUUAUUAUAAUUAAUGGUGUAAUAUUACUGUGCUUUUAAAUAUCAUUUGCUUAAGAUAUAAACCAGAUUUAACUUACAAUUAGUUUUACCAUACCUCUACUGUUGUAUAAUAAUUAUGAAUGGAAGAUGAACAUAUUAAAAUUCAAAUCUUGAUAUUAUUUUCCCAGAGCUUAAUUUACAAUAUUUAAUCUUCAUGAUACUGUUGUUGUGUAACUCAUUUUGUCAUCGACAUGAAUGUAUAAAACGUACUUAUUUUUAUAGAGCCAACUAUUUGAUAAUUAGAAAUAAUGAUCAAAACAUGUUUUCAAAACGAGUUGCUGGGCUUCAGGUAAAUUAGAGUUGAUUUCAAAUAAAGUGACCUUUUGUUUAUUUUUAAUAAUUAGAUCCUAGGUGUAAUAGAUAAACACUAUUAAAAACAGAAGAAAAUAAAUUUUUGUCUAUUUUGAAAAAUUUCAAUAUAUGUACUACGUAUCCUAUAUUUUUCUUUACUUAAUAAAUUAUUUGUGUGACCUAA
Molecule: messenger RNA, 4192 nt
Organism: Aethina tumida (small hive beetle)
Lineage: Eukaryota; Metazoa; Arthropoda; Insecta; Coleoptera; Nitidulidae
Product: F-box only protein 28
Exons: 6
Coding region: 295-1881 (528 amino acids)
Biological process (GO): positive regulation of DNA-templated transcription
Cellular component (GO): nucleus
Molecular function (GO): protein binding; transcription coactivator activity
Source: RefSeq, a predicted model, not a curated record